AAUAAAACUCAUAAUUCAUAAUUCAGUUUGAAAAUAAAAAUUAAUUUGGAAAAAAGGAAGAAAACAUAAUUGUGAAGAAAAUUUAUUAAAAAAAAAAUAGAAAACAAAAUAAAAAUGAAUACCUCUAAAAGGCUCUACAUUGAAGAAUUCUCCAAAUUUCGUAAUUUUUUAAGCUGCUCAAGUGUCCAAGAUAUUGAGUAUGAAUAUCGCUGUGAAUAUGUGCGUAAUACCGCAGAAUGCCAAGAUAAAGCUUAUUUCUUUAAUUAUAUUGACAUCUUAUAUUGCUCCUUGAAUCCCACCAGUGAUGCUCAACUUUAUGCGUAUUUGAUUCUAUUCAUAUGUCUGUGUUUUAUAAUGUUUAUCAUUCUUGGAAGCACUGCCGAUAGAUUUUUCUGUCCUUCUUUGGAAAUGCUGUCGAAAGUAAUGGGUUUAAGUGAGCAUUUGGCUGGUGUUACUCUGCUGGCUUUUGGUAAUGGUUCACCAGAUCUUUUCACAAGUUUGGCCAGUAUAGAUGAUCCCACAACUACCUUGUACUCAAAUCUUCUUAGUGCUGCUAUUUAUGUCACUACCUUCGUGGGUGGUGUAAUUUGUAUUAUACGCCCCUUCCAUAUAAGUGGCAGUAAUCUUUUGCGUGAUACUACAUUCUUCAUAUUGGGUACUUUAUAUAUUGAUUAUGCUAUAGAAAGUGAUAAUUAUGUUACACGUUUAGAGGCAUUUUGCAUUAUAUCAAUAUAUCUUGCUUAUUUGGUGGUUAUACUAUUAGAUCAAUAUUUAUUGAAACGUCGUGUUAACAAAAUGGAAAAACUAAUGCUUAAAGGAACAAUGUCGGUAGUCGAAUUUAAAAAUUACACCACUUUACGCCAAGAAGCUAGUAUAGAUAUUUUAGCUCGAGGUUCCAGGGUCAUUAUAAAUAUCGACGCUACAAGAGAAUCAUUUUUUGGUUAUGAUGUCAGUCGCAAUAAACAUUUAUUUGAACAAUUGUGGCAAACCCUCAAUCCCAUAGACCCCGAAGAAUGGUCGAAAGCUGGUUGGUUUGGAAAGAGUUUAAUUUGUCUCAAGGCACCCAUGAACUUUAUAUUAACUCUAUUCAUACCCAUAGUCAACUAUGAGGAAGAGAGACAUGGUUGGUCCAAACUUUUGAACUGUGUACAAAUAGUUAUUUUGCCUUUUACCACAUUUCUUAUAAUUUUUGAAUUCCAAACCUGGCUGGGAUUUCCUAUAUGUUGCCAUACUCUGAUUUUAACCCUUCCUCUGGCAGUUAUAGCUUUUGUUUCUUCACGCACAGAUAAGGCACCAUAUUUUCAUGUGUGUAUUGCUUUCCUUUCCGCUUAUGGUUCGAUAUUCGUUAUAUAUUCCUGUGCCUCGGAAACUGUUGAAGUUUUAUAUGUCUUGGGCUUGGUAAUGAAUUGUAGUAACUCCUUUUUGGGUUGUACGUUAUUAGCAUGGGGUAAUGGCGUUGGAGAUUUGAUAUCAAAUGCCGCUUUAGCUCUUCAUGGUUAUCAGAAAAUGGCUUUUGCGGCUUGUUAUGGUGGACCAUUUUUUAAUACAUUACUCAGUUUGGGUCUAGUUUUAGUGAUCAAAACUUUAAGAAGUGAAACUGGUCAUGUGCAUAUACCUGGUGGCCCUUUGGGUGAAAAUUGUUUUAUAUUUAUGGUUAUUAUACUCUUUUGUACCUUGAUGUGGUCAAUGACCACUAAUUUUUAUGUUCGCCGCUCUGUGGGCAUAUUCAGUAUUCUGAUGUAUACUUUGUUUUUCUUAUACACGUUGCUGGGUGAAUUGGAGGUAAUACAAACAUAUGCGGAAGUCAGUGAAUAUGGUCUUGAUGAUUUUUAAACUGGUUUGUUCUUCUGUUAAAUAAUUAUAAUUUUGCAUUUUAAAAUAAAUGUUAUAUUCUGUGUUACGCGAUGAAAAAAUA
Messenger RNA from Lucilia cuprina (Australian sheep blowfly), 1915 nucleotides. Its product is annotated as mitochondrial sodium/calcium exchanger protein-like. The coding region runs from base 115 to 1833 and encodes 572 amino acids. NCBI's taxonomy places the organism in Eukaryota, Metazoa, Arthropoda, Insecta, Diptera, Calliphoridae. The transcript is spliced from 10 exons. The record is from RefSeq and is a predicted model, not a curated record. Gene Ontology annotation, cellular component: membrane. Gene Ontology annotation, biological process: monoatomic cation transport; intracellular calcium ion homeostasis; transmembrane transport. Gene Ontology annotation, molecular function: calcium:sodium antiporter activity.